AUGGACAAGGCGUUUCUUGAUACGGGAGUUAUCUCCACUGUUGUCUCGACACUCAGCACCAAAAACAUCACUGCUUUCUUGAAUGACCCAUCCCAUGCUAAAACACGCUCAAUUGCUCUAGUUUCAUUGUGCACUGUUAUUACUGCUUAUGCACUUUCUCGAUCUCGAUCGCAUUCGAAAAAGCAAGAAGCGCCAUUGGUGCCUUAUACAUUCCCACUAAUAGGAUCUUCAAGAGAGUACCGCAAAGAUCCAAAAGCCUUCAUUGAAAAGUGGACAUCGAUACUAGGACCUGUGUUUCGAGUUCAUCUCUACGGAAGAAUACAUACUGUGAUAUCUGGAGAAUAUACACGCUCCCUUCGUAAGGAUGAUUUUAACUUUGAGCUAGGAAGGAUAAAGACCUUUGAUCUUUGGUUAUUGCUUGAUGCACCAAAGAGAGGAAGAUUUGUCCCGGAAAAGAUACGCCGUACAAUUAUCACAUACACCAAUGCGAAGAUGAUGGCCAACACGCCAAGCAUUGUGGGGCAAUUGAUGUCGGCAGAGCAUGAUAUAUUUGGGGAUGAUCAAGAGCCAUUGGAGCUGGACAAUUUGCGUCUUUUUAUUGAGCACCUAGUGGCCAUUGCCAGUAUAACCACUUUUGUGGGUCCGGAGUUUACCAAGGAUGAAGAACUGGUCGAUACAUACAAACAUCUUUCUCGUGAUAUCUACAUGGAGCUAGGUGAUGGUAAUGUGUUCCUUGACGCAUUCCCAUCAAUUAAUCGUUUGCGAAUGUGGUAUCUUGGCAAAUAUGGAAGUGCUGUCGGUAAACAUAGAAGGCAUUUACUUGAAGUGAUCGGACCUAUUGUUGACGAAAGGUUGGCAGCCACUGAAAAUGGAAAAGAAAAUCCGUAUGACUUUAUUCAAUGUGUCAUUGAAGAGACCAAACUCACGCCUCGCGACCCUGAAAAACAUUUGCUGAUUGCGAACUGGCUUUUGGGGGUGGUAGUUGUGGCGAAUCAAACUACUAAAGAUAAUGCCACUGUUAUCCUUUAUCGCAUUUUGCAGCAUCCAGAAGUGAUUGAUGAGCUGUUGCAAGAACAGAACCAAGUCCUGGAGAAGCAUCAUGGACCCGGUGCCAAUGAUAAUGAUGAUUUGACCACAUUAUUCACUGGUGGAGUGAUCAAGGAUCUUGUCAAGCUUGAUAGCGUGUGUCGUGAAGCUACGCGACUACGCAGCUUUUAUCUUGAUUACCCGCAUACUUACAUUGGCAAGUCGCCGUUCACUUUUACAAACGGUUACACCAUUCGACCUGGACAAGAAGUGUUGCUUAAUUUAUGGGGCAACCAUCAAGAUGCAAGCGUGCAGCGUGAUGGUUUGGGUGAUUAUCAUCAAUUUAAACCUUUCCGCUUUGUUGGCGUUGAUCGUCCAUCAACCAAGCUCGGAGAUGAUUUCUUGGUUUUUGGUUUAGGAUCCCACUCAUGCCCUGGUCGCUGGUUUGCAAUGCAUCAAACGAAAACAAUCAUAUCAAUGCUUCUUCGGCGCUAUCAAUUCAUCCUACAAGAAGCCAUCACCUUCCACCAAGACAACCGAAAGCACAUUCCAUCGGGCAAAGUCACCAUUCAAAAGAUGCAAUAG
Lichtheimia ornata is the source of this 1611-nucleotide messenger RNA. RefSeq lists its product as uncharacterized. The record is from RefSeq and is a predicted model, not a curated record. Gene Ontology annotation, molecular function: iron ion binding; monooxygenase activity; oxidoreductase activity, acting on paired donors, with incorporation or reduction of molecular oxygen. Bases 1 to 1611 code for a protein of 536 amino acids. NCBI's taxonomy places the organism in Eukaryota, Fungi, Mucoromycota, Mucoromycetes, Mucorales, Lichtheimiaceae. The transcript has 9 exons.